AUGCCGCCACGAACUCUGGCAUCCCUAUGCCCACGAUGCCAAUUCACACUCCGACCUCAAGCCUUUCCUAGACUAGCCACAUCGCCAUGGAUCACACAAACCGCGAGCUACGGCGGCGCUGCACCCAAGGCGAAGACGCCUUCGCGCAUGGUUCUGUCCGACAAAGUCUCCCGACCGAGAGAUCGAGAUGGAAAGCCGCCCCGACGACUGAUCCCAGGACCUUUUGGCGGUAUGAACCAGACGAACUUCAGAGCACCCGUAACUGCGCGACGCCCUGCGCGCCCGUCGCAGUCGAACACAAACCCAAGAUCUCGGAGGGGCGACUCCGACUCCGGAGCGGACUCGAGAAAGGCGCUGAAGAUGCAGCGGGCCCUGGCCGGCGUUUCGUAUGGAAAGAGAAACCACUUAAAGGACAAGAUGCAGGAAUACGAAUCCUUUGAGCAGUUCAAUUUGCUUCCUCAAGUCAAGACUGGAAUCUAUGAGGAUCUUUUGCGGGGCAUGGUUGACGUCAAGCCAACGGCGGUUCAGAGACUUGCCAUUCCGGCCAUGUUGGGCCAGUCCAGCGCUUUCAAGGUCCGGGGCGAGAAGAGGCAGGACUUCCUGCUUGCUGCCGAGACGGGUUCUGGCAAGACGCUAGCAUACCUGCUUCCGUCCGUCAAUGCUUUGAAGAUCGCCGAGGAACAAAACCCCGAGAUCCAGGCUUACAAGAAGAGGUUUGAGGAGGAAAAGGCAAGAGAGCAGGCUUCCAAGUCGAAGAGGAUGUCUGCGUUCGACGAGCCUCACCCGACCAUGGCUAGACCUCGUGUCAUUAUUCUGGUGCCCUCGGCAGAGCUUGUAGACCAAGUCGGCCGUGUCGCCAAGACGCUGUCACACGCGGUCAAGUUCAAGUCCGAAAAGCUAUCGUCGAAUCUCAGCGCCAAUCAAAUCCAGCGCAAUCUCUACUCCCCUCGCGGUGUGGACAUGAUCAUCGCGACACCUCACCUGCUUGCCUCCAUGGCAGACUCAGAUCCCAACAUCCUGUCACAAGUCACGCACUUGGUUGUCGAUGAGGCCGACUCCUUGUUUGACCGAAGCUUCGCGCCUGUCACUACCUCAAUUAUUGACAGAGCAAUGCCCUCGCUGCAGAAGUUCGUCCUCUGCUCGGCCACCAUCCCCAAGAGACUGGACAACUACCUUGCCAACAACUUCCCUAACAUGACCCGAAUCACAACACCAAACCUCCAUGCCAUCCCUCGUCGUGUACAAAUGGGUGUCAUCGACGUUGUCAAGGAUCCGUAUCGCAACAACAAGAAUCUCGCUUGCGCCGAUGCUAUUUACACCAUUGGCCGGGAGGCAUCGAAACAUGAAGGGCCCGUCCAGGACGAGAUUGAUGUCCGUCGCAUCAUGGUGUUUGUCAACGAGCGCGAAAAGACCACAGAAGUUGCCGACUACCUGCGCUCCAAGGGCAUUGACGCCAUUGCCCUCAACAGAGACACGGCCGACAUGCGUCAGUCGGAAAUGCUCUCAUCGUUCACCUCUGCGGAGCCUUUACGUGCCGUCCCCUCUCAAUCCUCCGUUCAAGGCAAGCGGUCUCUACCCAACACCAAGGUCAUCGUUGCCACCGAUCUUGCUUCACGAGGUAUCGACACUUUGGCAGUUCGUCACGUAAUUCUGUACGAUGUGCCGCACACCACAAUCGACUUCAUCCACCGUCUGGGGCGUGCAGGUCGUAUGGGACGCCGUGGAAGAGGUAUUGUCCUCCUCGGAAAGGACGACAAGAAGGACGUUGUUGCCGAGGUGAAGGAGAGCAUGUUCAUGGGACAAGCCCUGAUUUAG
Messenger RNA from Colletotrichum chrysophilum, 1815 nucleotides. RefSeq names its product RNA helicase (gene MRH4). Bases 1 to 1815 code for a protein of 604 amino acids. Lineage: Eukaryota; Fungi; Ascomycota; Sordariomycetes; Glomerellales; Glomerellaceae. The transcript has a single exon. The record is from RefSeq and is a predicted model, not a curated record. Gene Ontology annotation, molecular function: nucleic acid binding; ATP binding.